Messenger RNA from Condylostylus longicornis, 1919 nucleotides. Its product is annotated as tigger transposable element-derived protein 4-like. The record is from RefSeq and is a predicted model, not a curated record. NCBI's taxonomy places the organism in Eukaryota, Metazoa, Arthropoda, Insecta, Diptera, Dolichopodidae. The coding region runs from base 39 to 1499 and encodes 486 amino acids. The transcript is spliced from 2 exons. Gene Ontology annotation, cellular component: nucleus. Gene Ontology annotation, molecular function: DNA binding.
GUCUUUGAUUUUUUCGUAAAUAAUUUUCAAAAAGAGAAAUGGAAUCAUCAUCAAAUAACAAAAUAACAGAUAAAACGAGAUGUGAAAUCUUAAAACUUUUAGAAGAAGGAAAAUCUUAUUCACAGAUUUAUAGACAGUUUAUGUUGAAAGCUCCAACAAUAUCAUCAAUUUUUGAAUGUCAAAAUAGAGUAAAAAAUCAAGAAGAAUGCAAGAGUGGCAAAAGCAAAAAAAUCGUACUCGGAUAUUAUGAUAUAGAUAAAGCUGUUUUCAAAUGGUACAAAUAUAAUACCCCGCUGGAGGUACCUAUAGAUGGAAAAAUGAUAAUAGCGAAAGCUAAUGAAUUUGCAAAAUUAGGAAACCUAAAAGGCUUUAAUUGCGCUCAUUCAUGGCUUCAAAGAUUUCGUGCUAAACAUAAAAUACCUGUUCGUGGAAAAAUUUUUAUUGAAUCUUCAAAAGUCGAUCGAGUAUUAUUCGAAAAUUCUUUUGAAAAUGUUUGGCCAACCAUGCGUAGAGAUUAUGAAGAUGAUGAAAUUUUCAACGCCGUCGAAACAGCAGUACUUUAUAAAGUUUUACCUAAUCAAAUAAUUAGACUAAAAGGUGAAAAAGGUUUCGAGGAGACAUUACCUCAAGAAAGGAUAACUGUUUUAGUUGCAGCUAAUAUGACAGGUACAAGAAAAAUGGAACUGGUGGUUAUAGGCAAAUCCAAAAAUCCAAGGUGUUUUAAAAAUGUAAAUGUUCUGCCCGUAAGAUAUUACAACGACAAAAAAGCGUUAAUGACAAGUAUUAUUUUUGAAAAAAUUUUAAAACGAUGGGAUACAUCACUUAGAAAAGAGAAAAGAAAAAUUUUACUGGUUAUUGAUGACGGUCCUGCUCACCCACAAGUCGAGUUAGAGAAUAUUAAAUUAAUUUUUUUACCAACCAGCUGCAAGCCUAUUAUGCAACCACUUCAUCAAGGUGUUAUUAAAUCUUUGAAACUGCAUUUUAGGAAGCAAUUAAUUUUAAGUGCGAUAAAAAAAAAAGAACUUAAACAAUCGAAUAAAGUUACGCUUUUGGAAGGGAUUCAACAUCUUUCAUGUUCCUGGCAACAAGUUACAGAAAAUUCUAUUUCCAACUGUUUUGAAAAAGCAGGGUUUACAAAAUGGGAAUUAAUCCUACCAUCGGCAGAUUUCAAUUAUGAUGAAGAUGAAGCUGUUCUAUCAGAAUUGCGAUUGUUAUUAAACAAAUUUCCACAUGUAUCAUCUUUGAAUGAUUACAUAGAUGUAGAUAAAGAUUUACUUACAAGUUAUGUACCAACUGUCGAGGAGAUUGUAGAUGAAGUCUGUGCCGAAAAUAAAUGGACUAAUGAAUGCGAUACCGACAGUGAAACGGAGAGCGAAACUGAAACCGAGAGCGAAAAAAGUGAAUUAAACGUAGAUAAAACUUUAAACAACAUCGAAGGCGUUACAACAAACGAAGAACUGAAAACAAAAAUUCAUGAAAAAUUAAAGUUAUUAAACUAGUUGAUGAUUUUUUGAAAAAGUUUUUUGUCCAAAAAAUUCAGAAAGUGCCUAGAACCGCAGUGUUGUUCAUGUUCGUAUUGCUUAUAAGUUGUUCUAAAGUGCGCAGAUUUUCAAAAAACAAUAUUUAAAAAAAAAAAUUAUUUUCGAAAAGUUUUAUUUCUAGCUAUUUUAGGGGUUCCACUUGAUCAAUGACGCUGGAUCGUAAAUGCUAUUCAGAAUCUGAUGUAUUAGGUCGUAAAACAACAAGACAAAAAAUUAAAAAAAAAAUUUCACCAUGUACAGAAUGUGCAUAUAUACAUACAUAUGUAUGUAUGUAUAUUUGUAUAUACAUAUUAUAUUUAGAUAAAAAUUUCUUUAUUUUUAAGUAUAUGUAUUUGUACUUUUUACAUCACAAAAUAAAUUUAUUAUGUAAUUAAAUAG